AAGGGGGGUGCAACCAUGUUGGUCCGCAUGUCAUCUCGUCUCUGCUCGCCUCGUCUCGAGGUCUCCAAAGUUAGUAAGUGCGUUCUCUCAAAGGUGGGGGAAGGGUUCGUCUUCUGCUCGCACAAGCCUCACCAUCCCCAACCGUAUCCUCCCGCAACCUCCUCAACGCUUUCGUUUACGCACGCACGCACGGCGGCAGUGUUUGCAACUGCAAGGCUCUGCUCUCGAUUUUUGGCGUUGGUUGGAAACUGGACGAAUGUGCGAAGGAAGGGUUGUUGGCACGGGGAGCAAGAAACAGGGCUUUGUCUAGGAUCGAGGGCGGACAGGAAGAAUGAGUCAAGACAAGUACGAUUGGCUGAAGAGGACGUCAACCUUUUCGCGGGUCAUGAACCCUGAGCUGCACACGAAGCCAAACCUGAUGGUGGGGGCCAUUGGCACGGGUGUGUUUGUGUUCCUUGUGGGCAGCAUGUACAUGCAAAGGCAGGCGAUGUUACAAACCCCGAAGGUGGAGCGUGAUGGAAUAAAACAAGAUGAAUCAAUGAUGAAGUAAACCCUAGGAAUUAAAAAGAGGGAUUAGAGGAACACAUAGAAAAUGUUGCAUUACCUAACUCAUUACAGCUGUGAAUGCACAGGGUAUAAGUACACUGGUUGAGAUCCUAUACUUCCGGAUUUCAGUACAACAGUGUGACAUAGAUAUAAUUAUAACUAGUGAAUUAGAAUAGGACGACGAAGUGUUGUUAUAGCACCAAUACCCAGUCUCUUUGCCAACUUUGCAAGGGUGAGAGACAAAAAUGACAUCAAUUUUCUUUUGUCAUGGUGAAUAUGAAGACAUCCCAUGUUGCACUUUAGUCAAUUCAAGAAGAGGGGCGGUGAAGACAUGGGUCGGCUCGGAGACAAUUUAAGUUGCCUUCUGUAUUUGGUCACUUGGCCAAGGGGGUGUAAUGAUGAGUAUAAUUGGUUUUGUGGGA
Molecule: messenger RNA, 968 nt
Organism: Physcomitrium patens
Lineage: Eukaryota; Viridiplantae; Streptophyta; Bryopsida; Funariales; Funariaceae
Source: RefSeq, a predicted model, not a curated record